CCGCUUCCUGUUUCUGUCCGACAGAUCAACUCUCCUUCUGGAUCAAUCCGCAGAGCUAGAAGCGUAAAACUCUGCUUUGGUUAUUGUUUUUGCAAAAGUAGCUGCGGGGAAAGUUCAGCAGCCGAACUCGGUUCAAAAACACAGCGUUUUAAUGCAGCUCGUCUCAGUGUUUUGGAGGCGGCGGAGCGUCGUGUUGGCGGUUUGACAAGUCAAGUUUCUACUAUAAUAAGUGUUUUAAUGUGAAUUGAAUACAUGCCGACCUCACACCUGGAUUCUACAGAUUCUGACAGUUAAUACGACAUUGUGUGUAAAGAUUCCUGAAGCUGAUCGGGUGGAGUUAGCGGUUAGCGGCUUCGUCUCCACUCGUUUGCAAGGACACAAAACAAAAUGCCGUCAAAUGGAUCAGUGUCGGAUGCGCCGAUCACUCAGUUCAUCAAUUGCAGGAUCCUGAGAGAUCACAAGCUGCAGAGAGAGGAUCUGUGGGUGCGUGAAGGCCGGAUUUUAGAUCCAGAAAAGCUGUUCUUCGAUGAGCUGGGCUACGCUGAUGAACGUGUCGACUGUGAAGGCAGCAUUAUUGCUCCAGGAUUCAUAGACGUCCAGAUCAACGGAGGUUACGGCAUCGACUUCUCUAGGGUGUCUGAGGACGUCAGCGGUGGAGUUUCCUUUGUGGCCAAAAAGAUCCUGGAACACGGAGUGACAUCUUUCUGUCCAACUCUGGUCACAUCUCCGGCUGCCAUCUACCACAAGGUUUUGCCUCAAGUCAAAGUUCACAACGGAGGACAACAUGGAGCUGGAGUUCUUGGUUUCCAUCUGGAGGGUCCGUUCAUCAGUGCUGAGAAGAAGGGAGCCCACCCAGAGCAGUACCUCAGAACCUUCAGGUCUGGAGGGGUCCAGGACCUGACGGAGGUCUACGGCAGCCUGGACAACGUUGCCGUGGUAACACUGGCUCCUGAGCUGGCCAACAGCCAAUCGGUGGUGAGGGAGCUCAGCCAGAGAGGCAUCACUGUGUCCUUAGGUCACUCGGUGGCCAACCUGUCUCAGGCUGAGGAGGCUGUUCAACACGGAGCCUCCUUCAUCACUCACCUGUUCAACGCCAUGCUGCCGUUCCACCAUCGUGACCCCGGCAUCGUGGGUCUGCUGACCAGCGAUCAGGUCCCUGCAGGCCGGACUGUGUAUUAUGGGAUGAUCGCUGACGGGAUCCACACCAACCCUGCAGCGCUGCGAAUCGCCCACCGAGCUCAUCCUUCAGGUUUGGUUCUGGUGACGGACGCCAUCACAGCGAUGGGUCUUCCUCCAGGGCAUCACACUCUGGGUCAGCAGGUCAUCGAGAUCCAGGGUCUCCAUGCUUACGUGGCAGGCACUAAGACGCUCAGCGGCAGCAUCGCCACCAUGGACAUGUGUGUGAGACACUUCAAACAGGCUUCAGGCUGCAGUGUAGAAGAAGCUCUGGAGGCUGCUUCCCUCCAUCCUGCUCAGCUGCUGGGAAUCAGCCACAAGAAGGGGAAGCUGGACUACGACUGCGACGCAGACCUGGUUCUGCUCGAUGACGCCCUCAACGUCAAAGCCACAUUCAUCUCUGGAGAAGAAGUUUGGAGAAAAGAACCGUAGAAGAAGAAGAAGAAGAUGGAAACUGUGGAGACCUUCUGUGCCUUUAGUUUCUGCGCUGUGGGAGAUGACUUUUAUGAACCUGCAUCCAGACUCUUUACAGUUUAUUAUUUUGGUAUUGAAGUCAGUGUUACUGUGAGACGAUGUACCUCUGCAGAGCAAUAACUGGACUGUUAUUAUGUAUUUUUUCAACAGAGGAGAGCUGUGAUAUUAAACACUUGACAACAGUCAAAGUGGAA
Molecule: messenger RNA, 1844 nt
Organism: Amphiprion ocellaris (clown anemonefish)
Lineage: Eukaryota; Metazoa; Chordata; Actinopteri; Pomacentridae
Gene: amdhd2
Product: amidohydrolase domain containing 2
Exons: 12
Coding region: 388-1608 (406 amino acids)
Biological process (GO): N-acetylglucosamine catabolic process
Molecular function (GO): N-acetylglucosamine-6-phosphate deacetylase activity
Source: RefSeq, a predicted model, not a curated record